AGCACUCAGCCUGGUUAUUGAAACAGUUGAAGCCCCUCUUUUCUUCUCUGUGGUAAUGCUGAAUCGGCCAAGCACUACUGUCAUGGUACAGAUUACAUGGGAACGGUACUGGUAGAUAGUGUCAGCUGCUUUUCAUCAUGUUCAGUGCUUUUAUGUAUGCCAGGAACCUUUGAGCAACAACUCACUGAUACGCUUUAACAUUUUUGAUCUCACAUUUUUAAUAAUUCAAACUAUUGCCUCAAUUUCUUCUCCAUGGGCAGGAAAACCGAGGCACUAAUACCUUAAGACCAACAUUUACGUGCGUGCUUGACUUGCAGGACUGCAGUCUGCUUCUUCAAGACUUCUUAGAGCCUGAAAUUUAAUCAGAGAUUGUUGGUGCAUUCUGGUUCCAGAAUGGUGACUACUCCAGAAGAUGUCAGGAAGAAGCAAACUUACACCAAUGUACAUGAGGCAGUGAAAGCUGGUGAUGUAGAACAGCUUGCAUUAAUGGUAAAACGCGGAGCCUCUAUCGAUGAGGUGGAUUCAGUCCACAAGUUCACACCGCUGCACUGUGCUGCACACUCUGGAAGCUUGGAGUGCCUUCACUGGUUGCUCUGGCAUGGUGCUGACGUGACACGUGUGGCAGUCAGAGGCUGGACGGCAGCUCACCUUGCGGCGAUCCGCGGGCAGGAUGCUUGCAUGCAGGCUUUGUUAAUAAAUGGAGCAAACCUAGAAGCUCGAGAUGACCGUGGCUGCACUCCGUCGCACCUGGCUGCAGCCCACGGGCAGUCGUACACAUUGCAAACCAUGCUGCGAAGUGGAGCGGUGAGAGACUCCUACCUGCUGUUCCCUAGGGCAGAGCCAGAGUCUGCUAUCUUUUUCCAUACCAAGCCCUCACUAACUGAGAAUGCAAAUGUUGCAGACAGGAAUGACUGGAAGCCUGUUCAUUAUGCUGCUUUUCAUGGUCGCUUGGGCUGUUUGCAGCUUCUUGUUAGAUGGGGAGCAUGCAUAGAUGAUGUGGAUACUGAUGGAAACCUUCCAGCUCAUUUGGCAGCAGUGGAAGGACACCUGCCUUGCUUUAAGUUCCUGGUCAGUAAAAUGGCCAGUGUCGUGUGUGUGCUGAAAGCCAGGAAUGACCAUGGAGAGACUCCAAGGGACUUGGCUGAGCGGUUCUAUAAAGACAACAUUCUGCAAUAUAUUGACAGUGUGGAAAAAGAGGAGGAGCAUCCAGAGACACAGGAAGUUUUAGCUUUCCCAGCCCAUGAUGCUGCUUUCAGAGGGGACUUGUUAGUACUCAGAAGAUUAGUGAGAUGUGGAGUAAUCAAUAUUAAUGAGCGGGAUGAUAAGGGAUCCACUCUCAUGCACAAAGCUGCAGGACAAGGGCACAUCCAUUGCUUACAUUGGUUGAUUGAAAUGGGAGCUGACUGUGACAUUACAGAUGAUGCUGGAGAGACUCCAAAGGAUGUAGCCAAGAGAUUUGCCCAGCUAGCAGCUGUGGAACUUUUGACCCAAAGAACUGGAGACAGUAACUCUAGUGAUGAAGAACUGGAUGCAAGCAACAUAAAAUUUUUUGAAAGACAUGGUGUGGAAGGGAGUACAGACAGCAAAGAAGACUUAAUCCUGGAUAAAGCAGAGAAAAGGGAUGCACGCAUAAGAGCCUAUCGCAGGAUUCAAGAACUUCAGCAACUUCUGGAAAUUGCCUACAGCAACUACAGACAGCUGGGAGGAAUAACUGAGGAGGAGAGGAAGAUGAAAAAACAUGAAAAGGAGGUUGAGAAGGCCGUGAGGGAGCUGGAGGCGCAGCUGGAAUCCGAGCGAGUCAGGAGGGAAAAGCUGGAGAGCCAGCUGGAUGGCUGCCGCGCCGAGAUCGGCCGCCUCAGGGAGAGCCGGGGGAGAACCCGCAGCCCUGCUGCUCUGCCUCCGGAACCCGAACCCAUCUCCAUUUCCUGCAAAGAGAAGAAGAAAGUGAAGAAGAAUCCACCCUGCAGGCAUGGAGGAGUGUUUGUGAGGCUGCGCUGAGGAAGGAGCCUCAGACACAGGGCUGGCAAGCAGAGGGUGCAGAAUGGCAAUGUCCAGUGCAAAGCACUUGUAGAGCCCAAUUCUGCAGAUGAGCUGUGGUUCAUCAAACUGCUUUCCCAGUUCUCUGGGACAGAAAAUAUUUCUAAAUCACUGCAGCAAGGAAAACAAAAACAGACAAGAAAGAAAAAAAAGAGGGCUUCUCUUCAUGUCCGGGGUAGUUUAACAAGAGCUUUGCAAAUUGGAACAUUCCAAAAUUCACCUGCAGCAAUGUCAUAGGCCCUAGGCUACGAAAAAGCUGCCCUCACCUACUGGAGCUUGGUAUCACUGCCCUGAAACAGAAAAAAUAAAUAAAUAGGAAGCCCCUUACUUCAGCCAGGACCUGUGGGGUACAGACACAAAGAACAGCAUUUGGGGUAAGUCCUUGCAAAAUAGCAGCUGGAUGCCAGGCAACUGACUUUUCAUCUCUAGCCAAUCUGUGCAGGCCACAGAAUGGCUCUCAUGAAUAAUACUUUGGCUGUUUUGAUUCCAAUUAUAAAUCCUUGUGUUAUAAAGGUGAA
This is a messenger RNA of Lagopus muta (rock ptarmigan), 2555 nucleotides long. RefSeq names its product ankyrin repeat domain 42 (gene ANKRD42). The transcript is spliced from 12 exons. NCBI's taxonomy places the organism in Eukaryota, Metazoa, Chordata, Aves, Galliformes, Phasianidae. Bases 394 to 1998 code for a protein of 534 amino acids. Gene Ontology annotation, cellular component: nucleus. Gene Ontology annotation, molecular function: NF-kappaB binding. The record is from RefSeq and is a predicted model, not a curated record.